AUGCGUCAACGCUUAUUUGAUGACUCAAAAGAUAAAACAAUGCUAGAAGACAUUCAGGUAAUUGAUGGAUUGUUCAAAGUAGCAACUAAUGAUACAAAGGGAGAAGAUGAAGUUAAAAGAGUAUCACGGACAUUAGGUUUUUCUGAAUUUGAAAGUGUAGUUGACUUCCGUUCAAGAAAUGUUUUAUCUAGUUUCAUGAAAGCAUUAAAUAUACUCCCAACUUCAACAGCUGAUUGUGAACGAGGGUUUUCCGAUAUGAAUUUGACAAUAACUGAUUUAAGGACUAGAUUAAACAUUGAAAAUGUGUCAGAUUUGAUGUUCAUCUCUAUCAAUGGCCCUUCAGUUGCAGAUUUUAAUCCUAGACCUUAUAUUAAAAUUUGGUUAAGAGAUCACCGUUCUGCCGUUUCCACUCCUAGAGGUAAAGAAAGAAAAGAAAUAGACGACGAAAAUAAGAUGCAGAAAUUAUUUUUUAACAAUUUAUUUAAUUAAAUUUUUUAGUAUUUGUAUAUUUUCAUAUUUUAUUGACUUAUAAAGG
Messenger RNA from Metopolophium dirhodum (rose-grain aphid), 535 nucleotides. RefSeq names its product E3 SUMO-protein ligase KIAA1586-like. Gene Ontology annotation, molecular function: protein dimerization activity. The record is from RefSeq and is a predicted model, not a curated record. The transcript is spliced from 2 exons. NCBI's taxonomy places the organism in Eukaryota, Metazoa, Arthropoda, Insecta, Hemiptera, Aphididae. Bases 1 to 489 code for a protein of 162 amino acids.